Messenger RNA from Alternaria ventricosa, 1257 nucleotides. RefSeq lists its product as uncharacterized. The record is from RefSeq and is a predicted model, not a curated record. Bases 1 to 1257 code for a protein of 418 amino acids. The transcript has 2 exons. Lineage: Eukaryota; Fungi; Ascomycota; Dothideomycetes; Pleosporales; Pleosporaceae.
AUGGCUUUUCAUAUCAUACUAGAAGAGAUAGAAACCUUACGAAGCAAAAGCAUCCUCGGCUUCUCGUUCUUUGCUGACGAUUUGGUGGAAACCGCUCAGAACAUUGUGGAUCUGGUGUUCAGGAGUCAUGGCGGAUGGGCUUUCCUUCAGCUUGGACAGCACCAGCAGUCCUUCCUCCAGCAGCUGCAGCAGAAUCACUCUUUCAACUUGCCUCAACCGAACUUCUUCAUCAAUCAGCAGAUACCAGCACCAGCGAUGAUUGGCCAGGCUCCCACCCAGAACGUCGUAGUGCACUCACAUGUAGCUUCAGCUCCCACCCAGAACGUUGUAGUGCACUCGCAUGUAGCCCCUGCGCCCGCUCAAAUCCAAGGGCCCUCCGAACAAGACAAAAACGAGCUUCAUCUCGACCGACUCAACAAAGAAAACGAUCGCAACGAGAAGUUGAAGAACAGGUACGAGGAUGAACUAGCAGUGAAAGAGCGAGCCAGGUUGGAAGCUGAAGCGAAGAAGACGAUUGAGGCAGCGGAGGAGAAGGCUCGUAAGUUAAAGGAGGCCGAGGAAAGAUUCGAAAGGAACAAGAUUGAAAACAAUUUGAAAGAGGACACAAUUCUGCGCAUUGACGAAGCGAAGAGCAAACAAGACGAACUGGACCGUAAGACGCGCGAGAUGACGGAGAGGACAGAGCAGCAAAAGGUUGAUGCUGCACGAAGGUUUGAGCGAACACGUCAGGAAGCAGCCGCGAAAAGGGAGCAGCAGAGGCGAGAGGAGGAGAAGCGGGAUCAGGAGAGACAGCGACAGCUCGAUGCGUCCAGAAACCGAACAAAUGACUUGAAUAGUCAAUCGUACAAUCAGCAGCGCAUGCUACCGGAACGCGAAAGACCACGAAAGUCCUCCCCGGUUCCACAAAAUCGACUCGUUUCUGACGACGACGAUGACGACUCCGAUAGCGACGAUGAAAAGCGGAAAGAUCCGUACGAACUUAUCGGGCUGCCCGACAGAGGGCACACAUCAGUCAAAGACAUCGAAACUACCCAACGAGUGUUGAACAAGAUUCAUCAAAAGACUCUCGAUACUGCAAUGUCAGACUCCAAGAGACAACAUGCUGAGAAACGUAUGGUCGAAAUCAAGUGGGCAGCGGCCAUUCUCUUGGACGAAAUGAACAAGAGGGCUUAUGAUGAGGCUGGUGCUAUAUUUCCUCAUGAGCAGCAGGCUUGGAGGAAGAAGAAUGGCAUCAGUGGUGCUGGCGGUAGGAAGUAG